AUGAAACGAAUUCAAGAAAUUCAGCAAAAUUUGGAGCGUCUUUCUGAAAUGGACGAACAUUUGGAAAACUGUGAAGAAUGGAAUUUCGUAGCUCAAGAAAUUGUGAAAAAGUUGAGUACAAUCAGGAAAGAAGUUGAGAGAAGUGUUGCGACGACCCCAGUUUUACUCACUCCGCCGGGCUCUUGUGGAUCCGGAAGCAUUUAUUCUGACACGUCAUCUGGAAUAGACAAUGUCUACGCAGAAGCAGUUGAAGCAUACGAUCAACAGAUAUAUUCGAGAUGUGUUCGAUUGGUUGAAAGUGCGAAUCGAGAGUCUCCAGUCGACAUGUGUCUCAUUUCUCUAGCACAUCAUUCAUAUGCAGAGAUGGUCAAUGCUGCAAGUGGAUCAGAUGAUGCAAUGAAGUUUGCAAAAUGGUGGGCUGAAUUCUUGGAUUCAGUGGAAGCAGGAAGAGGACACAGUGAGAAAAUAGAAUUAUUGGAUUAUGAAGCAGUUGCUUAUGAGAAAAUAGUACGAUUGGGAGGAAUUUCUGAUACUGAGAAACUGAUUGAAGUGGUUGUCAGAAGUUAUGAGAUGGUGACACUUCUCAACCGUCCUUAUCACAUUCUUUCUCUUCAAAAAUUGUUUCGAUUGGCAAAUGUUCUCAAUUCGGAACUGGACUAUGAAUCCGAUUCAUUUUCGUACGCGAAAACAGUUGUGCUCACUGGGAUUAAGAAUGUCCUCAGAGAUCGAAAAAAGUGUUCUCAACUUGGAAAAUAUAUGGAGCAUAAUAUGAAAAUGUGCGAUGAACUUCUCGGUCAAAUAUUCGAUUUUGAAUUUGUGAAAAAAGAUGAAAAUGCUGCUUCUUGCCGUCUUAUGUCAAUGUCGCCAGUUCCAGUGGAUGGACUAAAUAAUAUUGUUAUGAGACUUUAA
This is a messenger RNA of Caenorhabditis remanei, 909 nucleotides long. RefSeq lists its product as uncharacterized. The transcript has 5 exons. Lineage: Eukaryota; Metazoa; Nematoda; Chromadorea; Rhabditida; Rhabditidae. The record is from RefSeq and is a predicted model, not a curated record. Bases 1 to 909 code for a protein of 302 amino acids.